AUGGGUUGUUGGUUAAAGCAGCCACAAGGAAUCACAACUAUGAUGGGUUGUUGGUUAACGAAAUCAAGAGAAAACAUUCUCGACAAUGUAAUUGUAACAGAUGCCAAGUUGAAGAUUUCGAUGAAUUUUGAAGAUUGCGCGAAAAAGAUCAGAAAAGUUGCUUGCCAAUUCGAAGUUAAAUCAUGCAUAACGGAUAUAGAUGAUCAAAAAGUCCUGGUCAGUGGUGAUUUCAAUUUGCAUAAAUUGGUGAAGACUCUCAAGAAAAAAACUGGUAAAAAGAUAGAAAUUGUGACGAAGAAUGAGAAAUCUAGUGAAGAUAAGGUAGAUGAUACAGUUCAAAAUGAAGAUAGUAAAGAUGAAAUAGUUCCACAAAAUGCUGAUAAACCUGAAACAAGUAUAAUGGAAGUGGAGUUCGAUAUACCAUUUCUCUGCGAGAAAUACGAGAAAGAUUUUGGAAAAGUUAUUUCCAAAUGCACAGGUGUUGAAACAUAUGUAGUGGAUCUAGAAAAUAAAAAGGUUGUGGUCAUUGGAAACUUUGAUAAGGAUGAACUGUCGAGAAAACUUAAUAAGAAGAUGCAUCAAAAGAUUAAAAAAGCUGAAAAGGAAAGACAGGAGUGGGAAUCUGAAAUGAUGUUAAGGGAGGCUGAAGAAGAAAAAAGACUUGCAGAUAUUUAUGAAGAAAUCGACAAGGAUAGAAAUGUAUCUCUCAACCCAAUUACUGAUUAUGAAAAGGAGAUGGCCAAACAUUAUUACAUGUUUAGUGAUGAAAAUCCUAAUGCAUGUUCUAUUUCGUAACAUAGUCGAAACAAGUGUCCACAAUGAAAAAUACAACAUGCUAAUGGACCUUAUGCAUUUUGUGAUAUACUUUAAUGUCUCAUUCACCAAAAGUAUUAUGUAAGUUGGAC
Arabidopsis thaliana (thale cress) is the source of this 905-nucleotide messenger RNA. Its product is annotated as heavy-metal-associated domain-containing protein. Gene Ontology annotation, molecular function: metal ion binding. NCBI's taxonomy places the organism in Eukaryota, Viridiplantae, Streptophyta, Magnoliopsida, Brassicales, Brassicaceae. The record is from RefSeq and is marked reviewed. The coding region runs from base 1 to 795 and encodes 264 amino acids. The transcript has 5 exons.